Pelagomonas calceolata is the source of this 1201-nucleotide messenger RNA. NCBI's taxonomy places the organism in Eukaryota, Pelagophyceae, Pelagomonadales, Pelagomonadaceae. The record is from the annotation of a GenBank genome assembly.
AAGUAAGCUGGACCUCAGCCGCGGCGGCGUAAACGCGCCUAGUUACGCAUGCGCGGCGCUGCAGGCAUCACCAUAGAUCAAUAACAAACCAGCGCGCGCAUCGCCGUGGAACGCAUCGAUGCUACGCACAGCAUCGCGCCUCGCCGCGCGCACCACGCUGGUGCAAAGGCGCCGCGCGUCGCGCGUCGUCAAGGUCAAGGCCCUGCCCUUCGACCUCAACACGGAGGCGUUGCUAAGAAACGCCUUUAGUGAGCAAGACAUCUCACCAACAAACAUCGAGCUGCGCCAGCGUUCCAGCGGCCGCUUCAACGGUGCUGCCUCAUUAACCUUCGACGACGUCGACGAAGCCACGAAGGCCUUCCGACGACUGCGCCACGACGGCGUCGAAAUAGGAAAUCGGAAAGUAGAAGUCGCGUGGGGCACGACACCGUUCGAGCCCGAGCCCGAACCCACACGAGAGGAAUUGGAGGAGGACCCCCUGAAGGUACUUACACGAGUAUUAGAUGAGCGCCGACUACCCACAUUGGAUCAAAUACGAGCGGAGAUGCUGCAGAACGACCAGCACGACAUCGUCCGAGAGGCGCGGUUUCCCGGUCUUAUUAUGGGUGAAGAUGAGGUAGACGAGGAACCCCCACAACCGAAGAAGAAGAAGGUCGUGGACCCGUCAGAACCGUUAGGAAAGUGGGCCGAGACCAUCGUCAAGAUCAAUCGGGUCCAAAAAGUCGUAAGGGGAGGGACGAUUAUGAGGUACCGAGCGUUAGUUGUGGUCGGUAAUUUGAUGGGCGCCGGCGGCUUCGCCUAUGGGAAAGGUCAUUCACCGAGGGACGCCGUGGCUCGUGCAUCAAAAGCCGCGAAACGGGACCUGCGCUUCGUCGAAAGGUUUAGGGACACGUCGCUGUUGCACGACGUGCGGGGCAAGCACAACAACUGCAUUGUGGACAUCUACGCGAAGCCGCCCGGUUCUGGGAUCGUCGGCGGGCCUCUUGGUAGGCGUAUCCUGACGCAGCUCGGGUUUUCGUCGUUCACGAUCAAAGCAAGGGGUAGGAGGACGCCUUAUAGCUACUGCGCGGCGGCCUUCGACGCGUUAUCAAAGCAUCGCUCUGUUGAAGAAAUAGCGCGGAGUCGCGGGCGACGUAUUUUAGAGAUCGAGCACGCGGCGGCGCGGCACGCGCGGUCACCAUUUAAGGCUUAGUUAGUGUUA